Molecule: messenger RNA, 401 nt
Organism: Cydia splendana
Lineage: Eukaryota; Metazoa; Arthropoda; Insecta; Lepidoptera; Tortricidae
Gene: mRpL33
Product: large ribosomal subunit protein bL33m
Exons: 3
Coding region: 87-290 (67 amino acids)
Biological process (GO): translation
Cellular component (GO): mitochondrion
Source: RefSeq, a predicted model, not a curated record
GUUCUAUGGUUCUUCUUGCUGUAUUUAUUUCUUGUUGAGAUUUAUAAUUGAAAGCGAAAUAAACUUGAAAUUAAUUACUAAAGACCAUGUUUCUAACAAAUAUAUUAUUUAAGAAAGCUAAAAGCAAGCACAUUAUGGUGUUAAUGGAGAGCAUGGUGUCGGGCCAUAAGUUUAACGCUAUUCGGGAACGACUGGCGGACAAAUUAGAAUUAAUACGAUUCGACCCUUACAUUCGGCACCUAAGUCUGUACAAGGAAAGGAAGAAGAUUAGGAGCAUCAAGUCAUCAUAAAACAUUAAUGUAGGUAGUCCGUAAACUUAAAUAAUAGCCAGUGUUGUGUUUAAAAUGUUUUCAUUUAAUUAUUGUACAUUAAACAAGAAAUAAAUCUUUGGAUACAACAUA